GGCGAAGCUGGACACGUCCUUGACGAGUCCUUUCAUUUCAUCUUAAAGCUAUGGUUCGUUCGACCAUUAUUGUUCGGGCAUCUGAUGCCCUUCCUCUCGCCGCUAGUGUAGACGACGAACAGACAGAACAAGCUCUCCAAGAGCACAAACAACAGUCCAAGCUCAUCUUCCGCCGGAUUACCCCCAAUUCUGAACCGAGAUGCUCAAUAGAAAGCGGACAAUAUACUCUGCACUACCUUAUAGCAGAUAAUGUUGUUUUUCUCACAAUAGCAGACAAGUCCUACCCCCGGAAAUUGGCAUUCUCAUAUCUUGAUGAACUUUCGAAGGAGUUCGCCACCACGUAUGGGCCAAAGAUUGAGACUGUGCGCAAGCCCUAUGCUUUCUUGGGAUUCGACACAUUCAUGUCCAAAACUGCACGGCUAUACAGGGACACGCGGACAGCCAGUGCAGCAAAUAGCUCAGGUUUGGACAAAUUGAAUGACGAACUGCAGGAUGUUACCAGAAUCAUGACGAAGAAUAUGGAAGAGUUAUUAUGGCGAGGAGACUCUCUAGACCGAAUGUCGCACCUGUCUACAUCCUUACGUUCCGAGUCCGAAAAAUACCGAAAAGCUGCGAGGAAUAUCAACUUACAAGCCAUGUUACGCCAAUAUGCACCACUCGGUGCGGUUGCACUGAUUCUGAUGAUCUUCAUAUACUGGAGAUUUUGGUGAAUUAAUAUACGAUAUCCUGGACUAUUCUUGUAGAUUACUCUUCGUUGUACCAAAUUGAUACAAUUUUUUGAAUAACAACAGUAAUCUAAUCAA
This is a messenger RNA of Lentinula edodes (shiitake mushroom), 803 nucleotides long. Its product is annotated as protein transport protein Sec22. NCBI's taxonomy places the organism in Eukaryota, Fungi, Basidiomycota, Agaricomycetes, Agaricales, Omphalotaceae. The record is from RefSeq and is a predicted model, not a curated record. Gene Ontology annotation, biological process: endoplasmic reticulum to Golgi vesicle-mediated transport; vesicle fusion with Golgi apparatus; retrograde vesicle-mediated transport, Golgi to endoplasmic reticulum. Gene Ontology annotation, cellular component: endoplasmic reticulum-Golgi intermediate compartment; endoplasmic reticulum membrane; ER to Golgi transport vesicle membrane. Gene Ontology annotation, molecular function: SNAP receptor activity. The transcript has 5 exons. Bases 51 to 710 code for a protein of 219 amino acids.